UGUGUUCCGUCACCGUGACUUUCAUCAAACCUCACAUAAAUAAACAAACCCCACAUAUCGGGAUAGCUCUGAUCUGAUGACGAGUGCCGGGAGAUUUUCUGCCUGAAGUUUAUCGAUUUUUGUUCCACCGUGUUCGAGGGAUUUCCCGCAUGUUGGAUGUUUAUUCUUGCGGUUCUGCCGUGUUUCUCUGAAGUGUUCGGCUCUGAAUGCUGCUGGAGAGAAACACACUUCCACGUAACGCUCCACCCAUCUCUCCACCUAUCACACUUUUACAUUAUUUAAGAAUAAAAACACCUCCUGCUGCCAUGACUUGAGCUGUGUCGGUUUGAAAGUCAGGUCGAGUCGUCUGCAUUCACAAAGACAUGAACUUAGAUGGGGACUGCAGCAUGUCAGUCAGUUGUGGGAAUGGCAAGCUUAGACAGUGGCUCAUCGAUCAGAUUGACAGCGGGGAAUAUCCCGGCUUGGUUUGGGAGAAUGAUGAGAAAUCCAUUUUCAGGAUUCCCUGGAAACACGCUGGGAAACAGGACUACAACCGGGAUGAGGAUGCUGCGCUCUUCAGGGCUUGGGCACUGUUCAAAGGGAAAUACAAAGAAGGCUUGGACAAACCAGACCCUCCAACAUGGAAAACAAGACUGCGCUGUGCCCUUAACAAAAGCAAUGACUUUGAUGAACUGGUGGAGCGAAGCCAGCUGGACAUUUCGGAUCCUUACAAGGUCUACAGGAUAAUCCCAGAAGCACUAAAGAGAGGUUCUAAGGCCAGUAGCAUUGAAGACAGCACAACACAUGUGACUUCUAUCAGUUACCCCAUGCAUUCACCUUAUCCACCCCUACAGCCUCAGAUGCCUGGAUACAUGCUCCCUCAGGAGAGGCGUGACUGGAGGGAAUAUAGUGCAGAUCAACCUCACACGCAGGCACCUCUUGCAGAUCUACCAUACGGCCAGUGUUCAUACCCACCAGCGCGCUCCUUACCCUGGCAUCCAUCACCCUGUGACAACGGAUACCAGAUAUCUGGCUCCUUCUACACCUACUCACCUACAGAAACUCAUCCAGUGGCAAUGGACCACAGUAUGAGAUCUGCUGAAGCCAUGGCCAUUUCAGACUGUCGCCUGCACAUCUCCCUCUACUAUCGUGAGUCUCUUGUUAAGGAGGUGACCACCAGCAGACCUGAUGGCUGUCGAAUCUCCUCCUCUUCAACUCCUGGAUCCCCCUCAUCCCCCUCUUCUCCGUGUCCAGAGGAGAGGCUCUAUGGUGGGGCAGAGCCUGUGCUCUUUCCCUUCCCAUACCCCCAGUCCCAGCGGCGUGGGGCCGAGAAGCUGCCUAACAUCCUGGACCGCGGUGUUGUUUUGUGGUUGGCUCCGGACGGACUGUACGCCAAACGUCUGUGUCAGGGGAGAGUGUACUGGGAAGGUCCACUUGCCCCAUAUGCAGACAAACCCAACAAGUUGGAGAAAGAGCAGACCUGCAAGCUGAUGGACACUCAACAGUUCCUUACAGAGUUGCAAGGUUUCCUUCACCACGGCCGUCCAAUGCCACGCUCGCAGGUGGUGUUGUGCUUCGGGGACGAGUUCCCAGAUCCCCAGCGGCAGAGCAAAAUGAUCACAGCUCAGGUGGAGCCCAUGUUUGCCAGGCAGCUCCUGUACUUUGCCAGCCAGACCAAUGGUCACUACCUGCGCGGCUAUGAACUUCAGACUCAAGGUGCUUUACCUGUAGACGAUUAUCAGAGAAGCCUCCAACACUUGCAAGAGUAACCUUCAAAUAAAAUGGUUAGGGGGGAUACUGAGAGACUCCCCUGAGAGUAAAAGCCCAGCAGAGCAUAUCUCCUCUGCAUGAACCUUGCGGAGGACAUUCAAUAUGACAAUGAAGACUUGAAAUCCAAUUGAGAUUGCCUGACCAAGUGCCCACUCUCACAUCCCAAAGCUAUAAACGUAUGUUUUUUAUGUACGUUAAAGAAACUCCUGCACUUCAGACACACUGAUGAUACAGUAUAGAUGCAGCAUUGUUUUAUCAGGUUGCUAAUAAUUGUCAAAAUUGUGUCAAAAACAUGAAUUAUGUCUUGAUACAAGUGGGGUCCAAACGUCUGAGACUGAGAGUUUUUUAUAAUAUUUCAGAUUCUGCACUAUUUCUGUGUCACUAAUCAAAUAAUCAAAUUGGUGAUGUUGACCAUAGCAAAUACAGAGACAUUCUGCUGUUCAUGUCAAAUUUCUGAUAAACUAUCGUUUAUGCUGAUAAUAUUAUUUAUUAUUAAUAUAUAUAUAUAUAUAUAUAUAGGACCCACUAUAUAUAAGUGACUUUAACUACUGUGUACUUAAGCAUUUGAUAUAAUGUACAUAUGUGUAGUUGUGUUGUACUUACAUUUAAAGGACCUGCAUUUAAUUACAACUGUACUGUUACACUGUUAACCUUACUUCUAAACAUAACCCUACCCCAACCCUUACCCUAAACCCUAACCACGACCUCUAACCAUACGCCAACCCUUACUUUAAACCCCUAACCUUACCCUAAAUCCUAACCACAACCUCUAUCCCUAACUCAACCCUUACCCUAAACCCUAACCACGGCCUCUAACCAUAUGCCAACCCUUACCCUAAACCCUAACCACAGACUCUAACCCUAACUCAACCCUUAUCCUAAAUCCUAACCAUGACCUCUAACCAUACCCCAACCCUUACCACGAUCUAUAACCAUACCACAACCCUUACCCUAACCACAAC
Messenger RNA from Xyrauchen texanus (razorback sucker), 2711 nucleotides. It is a transcript of the gene irf4a, whose product is annotated as interferon regulatory factor 4a. Gene Ontology annotation, molecular function: protein binding; DNA-binding transcription factor activity, RNA polymerase II-specific; RNA polymerase II cis-regulatory region sequence-specific DNA binding. Gene Ontology annotation, biological process: regulation of transcription by RNA polymerase II; immune system process. The coding region runs from base 363 to 1748 and encodes 461 amino acids. Lineage: Eukaryota; Metazoa; Chordata; Actinopteri; Cypriniformes; Catostomidae. Gene Ontology annotation, cellular component: nucleus. The transcript has 9 exons. The record is from RefSeq and is a predicted model, not a curated record.